This is a messenger RNA of Parnassius mnemosyne (clouded apollo), 1746 nucleotides long. The record is from the annotation of a GenBank genome assembly. NCBI's taxonomy places the organism in Eukaryota, Metazoa, Arthropoda, Insecta, Lepidoptera, Papilionidae.
AUGGCCGCUCCGAAGCCGGUGACGAAGAAACUCAUCAAUUCACCGGAAACAUGCGUGGAUGACAAUUUACGCGGCGUAGUGGCCUUGUACCCCGGUCUCCAUCUGCAUCCGAAGCAUCGAGUGAUCACUUUGAGAACAAAGAGUGAUUCCGGAAGAGUAGUUGUCCUCGGUGGGGGAGGGUCAGGACAUGAACCGUUCGCUGCAGGUUUAGUUGGCUUGGGCAUGUUAGACGGCGCGGUCGCCGGAGGAGUGUUUGCGUCUCCACCAACUGGUCACGUACUAUACGGGAUCACACAACUGUACAAAUAUAAUUCAGGAGGAGUAAUUGUUAUCAUCGGCAACUACACCGGAGAUCGACUGAACUUCGGGAAGGCUAUCGAGAAAGCCAAGAUCGCUGGCAUAAAGGUCGAAGGUCUGAUAGUGGGCGAGGACUUGGCGUCUAGCCACAACAAGACUGGUGGCCGAAGUAUGGUGGGGGAGGUUAUAUUUUAUAAGCUGUGUGGAGCGAUGGCGCAAAAAGGAUACGAUUUGCUAACGAUACGCAAAGUUGCAGUGGAAGCCAAUAAAUACAUGGCAACACUCGGCGUUUGCUUGAGCGCAUGCUCUUUACCCGGUCAGCCUCCAUUGUUUGAAAUAGCAGAUGACGAAAUGGAACUUGGAGCUGGAGUGCAUGGUGAGGCCGGUAUAAAGAAGAUGAAGCUUGGUACGGCCAAGGAGGUCGUGAAGAUGAUCAUUGACCAGAUUAUAGAUCACCUAAAGUUAAAAGCAGGCGACAGACUAGCGGUAAUAGUGGAUAACCUGGGCGGAACCUCGUUGCUCGAGAUGAACAUCCUCAGUGCUGAAACCAAAGACUACUUCGAAUCCAAACAGAUCCGAGUGGAACGUAUCUUCGCUGGACACUUAAAAACCUCUCUUGAGAUGCACGGCUUCCAAAUUUGCGUUCUGCAUUUGAAUAAAGAACAAGGGGACUUUUGGUUGGAGUUGCUCGACGCUCCUACUGAUGCUUUGGGGUGGACAGGAGGAGAGGCAUCCAAGAGAGGGCAUGACAGUCACGGGGAUGAUGAAAGUUUGAUGCAGACAGAUGAGAGAGAGAUUAUGUCGGGACCCACGCUAACAGCGAAGCAGCAGGAAGUGCUACGCGGCAGCUUGAGGUCUGCAGCACAGCAGCUGGUGGCCAACGAGUCACUGCUCAACCGCCUAGACUCCGGCUGCGGGGACGGCGACUGCGGGAUCACGCUCAAGAAGUUCGCUCAAGCGAUGCUGUCGUACUUGGAAACGGCGUGCUUAGAGCGCUGUGCCAAUGUGCUGUGGCGGCUGUCGGAGCUGGCGGAGACGGACAUGGGCGGCACGUCCGGCGCCGUCUACAGCCUGGGCCUGGCCGCCGCCGCACACGCACUCGCCGGCGCGGUGUCCAAUGAUCCAGCCGCGUGGUUGUCCGCGUGGGAGAAAGGGAUGCAGGCCAUCACGAAAUAUGGCGGCGCGGAGCCAGGAGACAGAACCAUGCUGGAUACAUUACACGCGGCUGCCGCGGUGUUCAAAGCCAACCUCGACCAGGACCUGAAGACCUUGCUCCGGAAGACUGCUGAAGCGGCUGAAGAAGGAGCCAAAGCCACCAUUACUAUGACCGCCAGGGCGGGUCGCGCGUCGUACGUGGCGAGCGGGCACGUGCACGACGAGGACGCGGGCGCGCGCGCCGCCGCGCUCUGGCUGCAAGCUAUUUUGAACUUCAUCGCCGAUGCAUAUUAA